Molecule: messenger RNA, 360 nt
Organism: Ostertagia ostertagi
Lineage: Eukaryota; Metazoa; Nematoda; Chromadorea; Rhabditida; Trichostrongylidae
Source: the annotation of a GenBank genome assembly
CUCGCACGAACACCUAAUAACUUACUAUACAGUUCUGCGAGACUCCUCGAACGCUUUUGGGAUUCCUGGCACAAAGAGUAUCUCCAAAGCCUAGCCGAAAAGUGCCAAAAGACUACCGCUCCCAAACAAGGUGCAGCGAGUCCACCCAAAGUUGGAGAUGUAGUACUAGUAAAAGACGAAAACGCAUCUCGAACUAAUUGGCCACUAGGCCUUAUUACGGAGAUCAUUAGUUCAGCAGAUGGGUCACCAAGAUCCGUCAAACUCAAAGUAGGAACAGAUUCCUUAGCGGAAAAGAAAAAACAAGAGUCACAACCGACUCGCAUACAACCGCAAAGGAAAACGAAGCCUCAACGGCGAAUA